Aspergillus caelatus is the source of this 585-nucleotide messenger RNA. RefSeq names its product nuclear transport factor 2 family protein. The record is from RefSeq and is a predicted model, not a curated record. Lineage: Eukaryota; Fungi; Ascomycota; Eurotiomycetes; Eurotiales; Aspergillaceae. The transcript has 2 exons. The coding region runs from base 1 to 585 and encodes 194 amino acids.
AUGCUGGAUGAGGCGCAGAUCAAAUCACUCCUUGUGCGCGAGCGCUACUACCGGGAUACCUGUCAGUGGGAAAAAUUGAGGGCUUGCUAUCACCCGGAUGCGUCGAAAACGCGCAUCGAAAUUACCUGGUUUCAAGGGGAUAUCGAUGGAUUCGUUGAAGGAUCCAAAGGUAUGGCCACAGGCGGAACGGGCGCUGUUCAUACUAUCUGUCCGGUUGAGGUCCAUCUUCACGGCGAGAAGGCGCUUUCCGAAUCAACUGGGUCAAUUUCCAUCCGCUUCCAACACGACGGGACACUUUUUGAUUGCGUCUCAUACACUCGAUUCAUUUCUCGACUCGAGUUGGUCGGAGAUGAAUGGAGGCUGCUCACUUUGGAGGCAAUUUAUGACCGCGACUUGAUUACGCCUGUAAUCCCUCAAGGAACGGCCGAGUUCCAUUUCCCGAAGGGUGCCAGGGACAGCUAUAGAUGUAUCUCUUGGGUUUUGUUCCAGAAAGGAUUUUCUAUCAAGCAGGAUUUACCCGGUAUCGAUGACCCUACUUCGUGUGCACAAUUGAUGGAAGCUAGCUUCAAGUGGCUGGCCAAAUGA